UUGUAGUAGGAUUUUAGUGGCGAAAACGAUGCGGCGACGAUUCUCCAAGGCGGUAGCGCAAGUGUUUGUCCAUCCCAGUGCGAAAGUAGAUGCGUCAGCGACGCUAUCGCCGUUUGCUGUGGUGGAAGCCAAUGCCAUUAUCCAUGCCAAUUGCAUAGUCGGACCGGGAACUGUCGUUGGAGAACGCGUGGUCCUUGGCGAAAACAGCAACAUUGGCAGCCAUGUCACGUUAACAAACUGCAUCGUGGGGAAGCGCACCGUCAUCCAUGCAGGCGCGCGCAUCGGCCAGGACGGAUUCGGCUUUCUCUUGAAUGACACUGGCGAACAUGCAAAGAAACCCCAGACGCUCCUCGUGGAAAUCCACGACGACGUCGAGAUCGGGUCCCAUUCCAUCCUCCUUCAGGGUUUCGCUCACGCAAAGCGUAGGGCCAACACCACCAUCGACCGCGGCAGUUGGCGCAACACGAUCAUUGGAGUCGGCACGAAGAUGGACAACCUGAUUCAAAUCGGACACAACGUGCACAUUGGUCAAGGAUGCGUGCUGGCCGCGCAAACGGGGAUCGCUGGUAUCCCUUGAACGAUGUCGCAUGGAAUCGAUGGUGUUGCCUGGAUGUAGGAAGCACCACGUUGGGCAAUCGAGUGUACGUCGGAGGCCAAGUGGGCAUCACGCAGCACUUGACCAUUGGGGACAACGUCCGCAUUGCAGCCAAGAGCGGCGUCAUGCACAACUUGCCGUCCAACGCCACGUACGGGGGCGUGCCAGCGAUGCCAAUCAUGCAAUAUCGCCGCCUCUUGGCACUUCACCGCGAAAGUUCUGCGAAGAAAUCGCCGCCUCCAUCAACUUAAAAGCUGGAUACAUGCGAAGACUACUUUCUGUGCGUUGCAUGCACUUGGACCAAUGAAAUCCCAAUCGAGGACAAAUGCACUAUAUCGUUUGCUACAUUAAAGCAUGCUAGUAGUAUUCUACCGUUGACGGAUUUGGCUAGCA
Aphanomyces astaci is the source of this 988-nucleotide messenger RNA. RefSeq names its product UDP-3-O-[3-hydroxymyristoyl] glucosamine N-acyltransferase, variant 2. The record is from RefSeq and is a predicted model, not a curated record. The transcript is spliced from 6 exons. Lineage: Eukaryota; Oomycota; Saprolegniomycetes; Saprolegniales; Verrucalvaceae. The coding region runs from base 29 to 577 and encodes 182 amino acids. Gene Ontology annotation, biological process: lipid A biosynthetic process.